Molecule: messenger RNA, 648 nt
Organism: Neohortaea acidophila
Lineage: Eukaryota; Fungi; Ascomycota; Dothideomycetes; Mycosphaerellales; Teratosphaeriaceae
Product: Longin-like domain-containing protein
Exons: 3
Coding region: 1-648 (215 amino acids)
Biological process (GO): vesicle fusion with Golgi apparatus; endoplasmic reticulum to Golgi vesicle-mediated transport; retrograde vesicle-mediated transport, Golgi to endoplasmic reticulum
Cellular component (GO): SNARE complex; ER to Golgi transport vesicle membrane; endoplasmic reticulum membrane
Molecular function (GO): SNAP receptor activity
Source: RefSeq, a predicted model, not a curated record
AUGAUUUACGCCACGGAAAUCGUCCGUUUGGACGGCCUCUUCCUCGUGGCCUCCAUGGACGACCAGAACCAGGCCGACGUGCAAGAGAUGAAGCAACAAGCACGCCAGAUCCUGAAGAAACUCACACGCACCUCCGAGCCACGCGCCAGCCUUGAAGGCAAGAAACACACAAUGCACUACCUCCUCAACGACCAACUCUGCUUCAUCGCAAUAACCGAACGCGCCUACCCCAAAAAGCUCGCGCAAACCUACCUCGCCGACAUCUGCCGCGAAUUCGAGACCUCCUACCCGCGCACCGCCUACCUCGACCCCCACCUGCGGCCCUACACCUACGCCGAGUUCGACCGGUACAUCGAGCGCAGCCGCAAAACCUACCAGGACACGCGCGCAACCGACAACCUGGGCAGGCUGAACGACGAGCUGAAGGACGUGGCGCAGGUGAUGACGAAGAAUAUCGAGGAUUUGCUGUAUCGGGGGGACAGUCUGGAGAAGAUGGGGGAUAUGAGCAGUCGGUUGAGGGAGGAUAGUGCCAAGUACAAGCGGGCGGCGGUGCGGAUUAAUUGGGAAAGGAUGCUGGAGAAUUGGGGCAUUUGGGCGGCGUUGUUGUUGUUUAUGGGGGCUAUGAUUUAUGUGUGGUUCAUCAGGUGA